Monopterus albus (swamp eel) is the source of this 2543-nucleotide messenger RNA. RefSeq names its product O-acyltransferase like (gene oacyl). The record is from RefSeq and is a predicted model, not a curated record. Bases 70 to 1995 code for a protein of 641 amino acids. Lineage: Eukaryota; Metazoa; Chordata; Actinopteri; Synbranchiformes; Synbranchidae. The transcript is spliced from 15 exons. Gene Ontology annotation, molecular function: acyltransferase activity, transferring groups other than amino-acyl groups.
GCUUGUGUAGUGUUCUUUCUGCUUGCAGAGUGUAGUUGUACACAAGCCUCAACUGUUUCUCAGCAAUGUAUGGAGGAUACGAGCACUUUCCUCUGGGAGAUUAACCAGGACAGGCCAAAGGAAUAUGCUGUUUUCAUGUAUGAUGCAUUUGGAAAGAUGGGUAGUAAUGUCGAAGGAGGUAACACCAACCAGCCGGGCUUGCUGCAGCAGUGUCACUCUGCGCAUGGUCCCACCUUCUCCGGACAGUACUGUCAGGUGUUCAUUAGGCAGGGAACAGUCCAGUACUUUGUGGGUAUCUGUGUUCCUGACUCCUGUGGAGAAGAGGAUGUGCAAAUGUUGGUGCAGUACGGGAGACUUCGGUUUGGUCAGACGCCUCUCAUUCCUCCUUUACCUCCCAUCCUGGUCAAUGAGUCCACUCAGGAGAUUAUCAUGACCCACUGUAUGUCCACCACUGUUGCUCCCAAUGCAUCAGAUGUCACCUGCCUGUUUGUGUGUUGUGUAAUGGUAGCACUUCCUCUUGCAGCAACCUUGUUGACAGCUGUAUUAAGGUGGCAGAGGAACAGGGAGGUCAGUCCAUCUGUAGAGUCCUGUUUAAAUACUGGCCUCAGUCUUUAUGGAACCCUGAAAAACAAUGGCUCCUCUAGCAGUGAAAUGACUAAUAGCACUGGGGAGGACAACAACAGGCACACACCACUGUGUUUUCCUCAAAGCUGCAUGUACCAGUGGCUGCAGGCGUUCUCGCUACAGACUACCAGCCAAGGUGUCUUCAGCAGCUCCUCAUCCAACCCAGGAGGAGGCUUCUCCUCUGUCAAUGGCAUCCGUGUUCUCAGCCUUUUAUGGAUCAUAUGUGGUCACUCUGCACAGUUCUCUGUAAUGAAUAGCUUGGAUAACUUCAAUGACUGGAAGAAUGCGGUAGAAAGCAGCCCUCUGUAUGUGUUUACCUUCAGUGGACCUGCUUUUCUCGCUGUAGACACCUUCUUACUGCUUGGAGGUCUGCUUAGCGCCAGGUCUCUGCUGGGCUCCAUUGACAGGGCUGAAGGCAAACUGAGCCCCAGUCUGGUGGCCAGCUACCUCUUCAAGAGAAUUAAAAGGGUUCAGCCGCUGCAUCUGUUCAUUAUGUGUCUAACCAUUAGCCUCCUCUCUCUGGUCCAGUGGGGACCCUACUGGUUCCCAUUCCUAGAGACACUGAUGGACUGUAAGACAUACUGGUGGGCUAACUUGCUAUUGAUUAGCAAUCUCCUUCCAGUUCAUGAGAUAUGUAUUCCUUGGACAUGGUACUUGUCUCUGGACUUCCAGUGUUAUGCCACCACUCCUCUGUUGCUCUAUUUUUACAGAUUGAACAAAGGUGUGUUUGUGGCUGUGGCAGGAGGCCUCCUGUUGAUGACCACUGCUACUGGUGCUGUUACAACUGCACUCCUACAUCUGCCAGUCUUUCAGCCAUCUACACUAACAUCUGAGAAUUAUGCCUCAUAUUACUAUGUGAAACCCUACACAAGAUAUGGGCCAUUUUUAUUAGGGAUCUUGACUGGAAUGUACUUGAUGACAAAGAAAGGCCAGCUCUUAAAGCAAAAGUGGCAGGUAGCGCUUGGUUGGUUCUGCUGUCUUUCACUCAUGGCUGUGCUGGUUGGAUUGGCCUAUGUCCUCAAGGAGACCCCAGCCUAUUCAUCUGUCCCACAUGCCCUCUAUCAGGGAUUGCAUAGAUCGCUGUGGGCUCUGGCUAUUACCUGGAUCAUACUGGCCUGUGAGGAGGGUUAUGGAGGUUUUAUCAAGAGCUUCUUAUCACUGGGAUUCUGGGUUCCACUCUCCAACAUUAGUUUCGCUUGCUAUCUGACGCACCCUAUCUUCAUUGUUCUCUAUAUUGGUUUACAAGAGACCCCGAUCCAUUACACAGACAUCAACUUUAUGUAUCUGUUCCUUGGUCACCUGGUUCUGACACUGAUAGUAAGCUACGUGUUGACUGUGCUGGUCGAGAAGCCCUACCUUCUUCUAAAAUAGAGCAGUAUAUAGAUGCAAGUCAGAGCAUAACGGAAGCUCCAGUUAUUAAAGAUAAAAUUAGCACGCUUACAUUUAACUACAGUAAAUAUUGAAUCUGUCUGAGUUACUGUCAUUAGUGUUGCUGCCAGAUACACUUUCUACUGUAUAAUUCUGUGUUAUUUACCUGCAUUUAAAAGAUGUAACAUGCACUGUUUAACCCCUGCUGAAGAAUGGCAAUGAAUGAAUGUUACGCAGUGAAUCUCUGUACACAUGAUUUGCUGCCCAGCAGUUCACUCACCAUCGGUUGUUACUUCCAGAGACCUUAAGUGUGAAGCCACAGAACUUCAUCCCAGGUUUGUUAAAGGCACCAACAAUCCAGUAUUAUUUCCUCUGGUGCAUAGUAGGCUUACAAGGCACCACAAGAACGAGUGUGCAGACACAAGCGUUAACAUAAUGGCAUGAAGACUAAAAGGACAUGACAUAACUUUAAUGGUUUAUGUCCUCAUCUUCUUCUGUUUAUUAAACGUGUAACGACAAAUGAAGCUCUUAGUUGAGCGUGUGCACGUGGG